AUGGGCGGUGAGAGGCCGAGGCAGAUUGCCAUUACAAGUGCCAGCAGCACAGGGUCCCAAACAGGUACAGGGAGAGGGACAUGGACAAAGGCAGCCACAGGAGCAGCCACAGGUACAUGGACAGGGGCAGCCACAAGAGCAACCAUAGGUACAGCCACCAGUAUAGGGGCAGCCACAGGUGCCAGCAACACGGGGUCCCAGACAGGUGUAGGGACAGGGAUAGAGGUAGGUACAAGUACAACCAUUGGUACAGGCAUAGGCAUAAGGACAGGCACAGGCACAGGGACACGGGGAGCCACAGGAAGAGGCACAAGGGGCCGAGGUGGAGGAGGAUGA
Cryptomeria japonica (Japanese cedar) is the source of this 336-nucleotide messenger RNA. Its product is annotated as period clock protein-like. The transcript is spliced from 2 exons. The record is from RefSeq and is a predicted model, not a curated record. NCBI's taxonomy places the organism in Eukaryota, Viridiplantae, Streptophyta, Pinopsida, Cupressales, Cupressaceae. The coding region runs from base 1 to 336 and encodes 111 amino acids.